This is a messenger RNA of Cololabis saira (Pacific saury), 2884 nucleotides long. It is a transcript of the gene peli1b, whose product is annotated as pellino E3 ubiquitin protein ligase 1b. Gene Ontology annotation, molecular function: ubiquitin protein ligase activity; protein binding. The record is from RefSeq and is a predicted model, not a curated record. Bases 574 to 1854 code for a protein of 426 amino acids. Gene Ontology annotation, biological process: regulation of Toll signaling pathway; protein K48-linked ubiquitination. Lineage: Eukaryota; Metazoa; Chordata; Actinopteri; Beloniformes; Belonidae. The transcript is spliced from 7 exons.
UUGAGAUGCUCACAACAAAGGACAGCGCACCGAGGGAGGCUGGCACUAAAACCACGCACCGAGGAAUUUCUCUUUUUUAAAACCUCUCACGACCACUAUUUGAGUCUGACUUUAUCAGAAAGGUAGUGAAGAGAAACCCAAACGUCCAUUGGCUUACGUUAUCAUUAUUAUUUUUUAAAUGACACGGUGCUGGGUGAAUUGAUGGUUUCUCAGUGGAGAAAUUAAUGUGAAAUCUCCUUCUUUUUGUGUGCCGGUGGGACGGCAGCUAGCCUGCUAGCUGGGACAAGUAGUUAUAUUGGUGAAGGAGCUGCAGCCCGCAGGCUCGGGACGACAGGACCUCAUCAUCUACCAGGAAGGACAAGCGGCGCUGUGAGACGGGCAUAUGAAGCAUGAAAGGGUGGAGCUGAGGCUCAGCUGACCCCUCCCCUCCAUCUCCUCCUUUCCCCAUUACUCCGAACAAUCAGCACCUCCUCCCCCCCUUCCCCUCCUUUCCCCUUCCUGCCUCCCGUCACCCUGUUGGCUCUCACCCGUUGUUCCUCGCCUCCUCCUCCAAACCUCAGUCAGCUGUGCCCAAUGUACUCCCCGGAGCAGGAAAAUAUCUCCACCACCGCCUCCACCAAAGUGCCAGUGAAGUAUGGAGAGCUCAUUGUGCUGGGGUACAAUGGCUCUCUACCCAACGGAGACCGCGGCCGCCGUAAAAGCCGGUUUGCACUCUGUAAGAGACCGAAGGCGAACGGGGUAAAACCCAGCACAGUUCACAUCGCCUGCUCCCCGCAAGCAGCCAAGGCCAUAAGCAACAAAGACCAGCACAGCAUCUCUUACACUCUGUCCCGAGCCCAGACGGUGGUGGUGGAGUACACCCACGACAGCAAUACAGACAUGUUCCAGAUUGGCCGGUCCACGGAGAGUCCGAUAGACUUCGUGGUGACGGACACGGUGGCGGGCAGCCAGAGCAACGCAGACACUCAGUCGGUCCAGAGCACCAUCUCCCGCUUCGCCUGCCGCAUCAUGUGCCAGCGCACGCCGCCUUACACAGCUCGCAUCUACGCGGCGGGCUUCGACUCCUCCAAGAACAUCUUCCUGGGGGAGAAAGCCGCAAAGUGGAAAACGUCUGACGGUCAGAUGGACGGGCUGACCACCAACGGCGUGCUGGUGAUGCACCCGCGCAACGGCUUCACACAGGACUCCAAGCCGGGGGUCUGGAGGGAGAUCUCCGUGUGCGGCAACGUCUUCACGCUACGAGAGACCCGCUCAGCGCAGCAGCGGGGAAAGAUGGUGGAGACGGAGAGCCAGGAGCUGGUGGACGGCUCGCUCAUCGACCUGUGCGGCGCCACGCUGCUGUGGCGCACGGCCGAGGGCCUGUCGCGCACGCCCACCCUGAAGCACCUGGAGGCGCUACGGCAGGAGAUCAACGCGGCGCGGCCGCAGUGCCCCGUGGGCUUCAACACGCUGGCCUUCCCGUCCAUGCGCCGCAAGGACACGCCGGACGAGAAGCAGCCGUGGGUCUACCUCCAGUGCGGACACGUGCACGGCUACCACAACUGGGGCAACCACCGCGAGGAGCGGGAGGGCCGGGAGGGCCGCAGCAGGGAGUGCCCCAUGUGCCGGGCCAAGGGGCCGUACGUGCCGCUGUGGCUGGGCUGCGAGGCGGGCUUCUACGUGGACGCCGCGCCGCCCACGCACGCCUUCAACCCCUGCGGACACGUCUGCUCGGAGAAGACGGCGUCCUUCUGGAGUCAGAUCCCGCUCCCGCACGGCACCCACACCUUCCACGCCGCCUGCCCCUUCUGCGCCCACCAGCUGAGCGGGGAGCAGGGCUACAUCAGACUCAUCUUCCAGGGACCCCUGGACUAGCGGGGGGACACUUCCCAGCAUGCUUUGGAGGAGGCCAGCGGCAGCGGCACAGGAGGUUUCGUUUGGAUGCUGAGCCCGCAUUAAAACAGAACCCUGUUUCUUUCUGGACUUUUGCCUCUUUCUCAUUUUUAAGUGACCUUUGUAUUGCUUUUUCAUGAAUGAAGACAAAGAUUUCUAUAUUUUCACGAGAAACUAGAGACACAAAAACCAAACAAAGAACACUGCUGGGUAAACUUUGUUUCUUGGAGAGAACUUUCAACAGUAUUUAUCUAAAUUACUAACAAGCCCAUGUGCAAACGUGCGGUUUUAUUCAUGUAUUUGUUGCAAUAUACAUCUGUGUACAUCUCUUAAAGCUUAUUUAAUACAAAGAUGUUUAUUUAUGGCCCAGGAACAUCACUUCAUCCUUUACCUGUCAGAUAUUUCUAAGCAUCAGUACUAUUUAGUGUUUUCAUUUGAAAAUUCAGUAUAUUGUUAACCAAACAUAACGUUUUCGGUGUGUUUCUCUGUCUUUCCCCCAUGUUCACCUCUCAAAGCCAUCUGUCGUAUUUAUACGCCCAUCCUCCGGCAUGUGUGUCAGCUCCUGAGUUGUUGUUCUCUCUCAUUGGGAAUCAUCCUGGAUUUUCCGCAUUCAGAGCAAUAGAUCUGCAGCAGAAAACCUCGUUGAGCAUUAACCGAGUCUUCACGGCGUCCCGGACGACGGCUCCCUCCCUUUAAAGAGUAACUCUUUUUCUGGUAAACACCGAUAUAUGUAGCUGACGACACACGCCGCGCAGACACGCACUCAUGCAGAGGAGUUUAUUGAAGGACAAACCACGGCACUGUUGAGUCUGCCGGGGACUGGUGAUGCUGUAGGCCGGGAUUCAGCUCAGUAUUACUCAGUGUUUUCAAAUACAGCUUGUGUCGCCAAUGACCUGCUUUUAUUUUGAAAGUCACUCAAGGUUCGUCUAGCCACGCCCCAGAAGGUGAAGCGUUCUCUUCCUCUCGCACCUACACGCAACUAAACACCCGGACAAGACCACUGUAGCUGUUU